Messenger RNA from Trifolium pratense (red clover), 4172 nucleotides. RefSeq names its product probable LRR receptor-like serine/threonine-protein kinase At3g47570. Gene Ontology annotation, biological process: protein phosphorylation. The transcript is spliced from 3 exons. Gene Ontology annotation, molecular function: ATP binding; protein kinase activity; protein binding. Bases 916 to 3963 code for a protein of 1015 amino acids. The record is from RefSeq and is a predicted model, not a curated record. NCBI's taxonomy places the organism in Eukaryota, Viridiplantae, Streptophyta, Magnoliopsida, Fabales, Fabaceae.
UUUUGUUUUCUUUAUUGUAACCAAAAAAAAAAAAUAUUAAAAUAAAUUCACUUUUGUAACUUUUUUAUAUUUUUGUUUGAAAUUCGUUAAUCUUUUGAAAUCUUAAAAAUCCAUAAAAUACCGUGAAAUCUUAAAAAUUUGUAUUAGAAAUCACUUAGAAUGAAUCUCGAUUUAAAAAAUGUUUUAAAAAAAUCUUUAAAAAUCCCACAAAGUCAAUAAAUUAUUUUAAAAUCUUCAAAACAUUUUUGUCAAAACAAUAAAUUUUUUGAAAAUCUUCAAAACUCUUUUGUCUAAAUAGUUUUUCGAAAUCUCAAUCUAAUACAUCCCCUUAUACUUUCAAACAACCAUAUAUAUCAUCGUUGAAAUUUUAAAUUUUUUUAAAAACUAAUCAAUGAUCAGUGGUCCACAUUAAAAAUUUCCUGUAUAAAUAAACAUUAAAAAAUAAAAUACAUCGUCAACUAAAAACACACCCAUGCUUCACAUUAAAAAAAAAAAAAAACACACCAUGCUUCAAAAAAACUAAAAACCCCCAAAAAUAAAUAAAUAAAUAAAUAAAAUAAAAAAACUACCUAACUCAUUCGUUUAAAAUGAUAGGAGAAAGAAUUUUUUUUUUUACUAAAGGAGGAAGAAUUUUUUUUAACUAAUGUGUUUGGUUGAGUGGAAAGAAAGGGAGAGGAAAGAAAAUUAUGGAGGACUAAUGAAUGAACUUGGACUAACUUUAGUCCAAGUUCAUUGAUUUUCCUAAUUUUCUUUCCUCCCACUUUCUUUCCACUCAAGCAAACACAUAAUAGGAAGAAUCUUUUUUUUCCCCACUCAACUGACAAAACAGUAUAUAAUAAGUAAUAACUACACAGCAUAUUCAAAUUAAUUUCACCAUCUAAAAUAAUCCCUUGUUCCUCAAAACCUUUUCAUAUCAUGUUUCCAACAUUUUCACUUUGUUUAUCUCUUCUCUUUGCUUUCAGUUUCAACUUCAUCCAAAACACAACUACCUCUCCCUUAGGAAAUGAGACAGAUAACUUGGCAUUGCUGAAAUUCAAAGAAUCAAUAUCAAAUGACCCAUAUGGAAUCUUGGCCUCUUGGAAUAUUUCAACUCACUACUGUAAUUGGCAUGGAAUUACAUGUAGUCCCAUAAAUCAAAGAGUUACACAGUUAAACUUAGAAGGAUAUAAGUUACAUGGAUUCAUACCUCCUCAUGUUGGCAAUCUCUCUUUUUUGGGAAAUCUCAACCUUGCAAACAAUAGUUUCUUUGGAAAAAUCCCAAACGAACUUAGUCGGUUGUUCCGAUUGCAGGCACUCUCUCUCAACAAUAACUACAUGACAGGAGAGAUUCCUACAAACUUGACAAGUUGGUCCAAUCUUAAAGGCUUAUACUUGUAUGGAAAUCAUUUGAUUGGUAAAUUACCAAUUGGAAUCAGCUCUCUUCAUAAGCUUAAGACGUUGUGGAUUUCAGAAAACAAUUUAACAGGAAGAAUUCCAUCAUUCAUCGGAAAUCUUUCAUCUCUAACAACUCUUAUAAUGGGUAUAAAUGACUUAGAGGGAAAUAUUCCACAAGAAAUGUGCAGCCUCAAAAACUUGAUACUUAUGGAAAUACUUGAGAACAGACUAUAUGGAACAUUUCCACCGUGUCUUUCUAAUAUAUCAUCUCUUAUUUAUAUAGGAGCUGGAUUCAAUGAAUUUAAUGGAUCUCUUCCACCCAAUAUGUUCAACACGUUCUCAAAUCUACAAUAUUUUUUAAUAGGAAGAAAUCAAUUCUCAGGUACAAUCCCUAUUUCAAUUGCAAAUGCUUCUGCCCUACGAAAACUAGAAUUAGCACAAAACCAUUUGGUCGGACAAGUUCCAAGUCUAGGAAAGUUACCUGAUCUUCAAGUGCUAAAUCUAGAAUUAAACAAUUUAGGUGACAAUUCAACUAAGGAUUUAGAGUUUUUAAAAUCCUUGACAAACUGUAGUAAACUACAAGCGAUUUCUAUACCCUAUAAUAAUUUUGGAGGUAAUUUACCAACUUUUGUAGGAAAUUUAUCCACUCAACUGAGACAACUAUAUGUUGGGGGUAAUCAGAUAUCAGGAAAAAUUCCUCCAGAGUUAGGAAAUCUAAUUGGCUUAAUUCUCUUGAGCCUGGACAAUUGUCACUUUGAAGGAGUUAUUCCUACUACUUUUGGGAAGUUUGAGAGAAUGCAAAAAUUAUCAUUGGAUGGAAAUAAGUUUUCAGGAGAGAUACCAUCCAUCAUAGGCAACCUCAGUCAAUUGUAUCAUUUGACUAUAGGAGAUAAUAUGUUAGAAGGAAAUAUUCCUUCAAGCAUAGGAAAUUGCCAAAAGCUACAAUACCUAGACCUUUCACAAAACAAUCUUCGAGGAACCAUACCCAUUGAAGUCUUUAGUCUUUCCUCUUUAACAAACUUACUGAACUUGUCAAAAAACUCAUUGAGUGGUGGCUUACCAAGAGAAGUAGGUAAGCUAAAAAGUGUCAACAAGCUAGAUGUCUCAGAGAAUCAUCUAUCUGGUAACAUUCCUGGAACCAUUGGUGAAUGCACAGUCUUAGAAUACCUCUAUUUGCAAGGAAACUCCUUCAAUGGAACCAUACCAUCUUCUCUGGCUUCACUAAAAGGUCUUCGAUAUUUAGACUUGUCAAGAAAUCUCUUGUCUGGCCCAAUUCCUAAUGUUCUACAGAAUAUAUCAGUGUUAGAACACUUGAAUAUUUCUUUCAACAUGUUGGAAGGUGAGGUACCAAUAGAAGGUGUAUUUGGAAAUGUAAGCAGGUUAACUGUGACUGGAAACAAUAAGCUUUGUGGAGGUAUUUCAGUGCUUCGUCUACAGCCAUGCCCUGUUAAAGGUCUGAAACACUAUAAAAUCAAGUUGAUAGUAGUGAUUGUUAGUGUGAUAUCUAUUCUUCUCAUGAUGAUAAUUAUCCUAACUAUCAAUUCCAUGAGGAAAAGAAACCAGAAACAAUAUUCCGAUUCACCAACAACUGACCCGCUAGCCAAGGUUUCAUACCAAGACCUUCACAAUGGUACAAAUGGGUUUUCUGCUAGCAACUUGGUUGGAUUAGGAAGUUUUGGUUCUGUGUACAAAGGAAAUCUUGCAUCAGAAGAGAAAGUUGUUGCCAUAAAGGUCCUGAACCUUCAAAAGAAAGGAGCUCAUAAGAGUUUCAUUGCAGAAUGCCAGGCACUUAAAAAUAUGAGACAUCGAAAUUUGGUUAAAAUUUUGACAUGUUGUUCAAGUACGGAUUACAAAGGUCAAGAAUUUAAGGCAUUAGUGUUUGAAUACAUGAGCAAUGGAUGCUUAGAACAAUGGCUACAUCCAGGAAUAGUGAAUGCAGGGAAUCAAAGAAUGUUGGACCUAGAUCAAAGAUUUAAUAUCAUUGUCGACAUUGCUUCUGUUUUACAUUACCUUCAUCAUGAGUGUGAGAAAUUGGUUAUUCAUUGUGAUCUAAAGCCAAGCAAUGUCCUUCUUGACAAUGACAUGAUUGCUCAUGUGAGUGAUUUUGGCAUAGCAAGACUUGUCUCAGUUAUUGACAACACCUCUCACCAGGAAACUAGUACAAUUGGAAUUAAAGGGACUAUUGGCUAUGCUCCUCCAGAGUAUGGAAUGGGUUCUGAAAUAACCACAUAUGGUGACAUGUAUAGCUUUGGGGUGCUUAUGUUGGAAAUGCUUACCGGAAGAAGACCGACAGAUGAAAUGUUUGAAGAUGGUCAAAAUCUACACAUGUUUGUUGAAAAGUCAUUUCCUAAUAAUCUUAUACACAUUUUGGACCCACAUCUUCUACCAAGAAAUGAUGAAGCAACAAUGGAAGAUGGAAACAUUGGGAAUUUCACUCCAAUUGUAGAAAAGUAUUUAGUUUCACUUUUUCAGAUUGGUCUUGCUUGUUCAGUGGAAUCACCGAAAGAAAGAAUGAAUAUAGUGGAUGUCACCAGAGAAUUAAGCAUGAUCAAAAAGGCCUUUAUUUCUGGUGUUCGCAUUGUGAGGUGAAAGAGACCUUCACGGUCAUUUAGGAAAGAGAAGUGUAUGAUGCAGUUCCACUAGAGUUGAAUGUUGGUCCAGAAUUGUUUGAUAAUAAAUUUUCCUUCCUAUUCUAGUCAAUUUACUGCCAAAAUUUAUCUUUAAUGCAAUAUCUAUCUUAUACUUAAUGGAUGUAAUACUAUAAAUGAGAAGUGGAAUUAAUUGUAUUUUCAAAAAAA